Molecule: messenger RNA, 1747 nt
Organism: Cebus imitator (Panamanian white-faced capuchin)
Lineage: Eukaryota; Metazoa; Chordata; Mammalia; Primates; Cebidae
Gene: NAT1
Product: N-acetyltransferase 1
Exons: 2
Coding region: 113-985 (290 amino acids)
Molecular function (GO): acetyltransferase activity
Source: RefSeq, a predicted model, not a curated record
GAGUACUUCCCCUGCACACUGUGGAAGUGAGAGGACUUCCUCAUAGCCCUUGGAUGUGGGAGGAUUUCAUUCAGUCUGCUUCCUGGUUGCCGGCUGAAAAAACCUGGGGAUCAUGGACAUUGAAGCAUAUCUUGAAAGAAUUGGCUAUAAGAAGUCACGGAACAAAUUGGACUUGGAAACAUUAACUGACAUUCUUCAGCACCAGAUCCGAGCUGUUCCCUUUGAGAACCUUAACAUCCAUUGUGGGGAAGCUAUGGACUUGGGUUUAGAGGCCAUUUUUGAUCAAAUUGUGAGAAGAAAUCGGGGUGGGUGGUGUCUCCAGGUCAAUCAUCUUCUGUACUGGGCUCUGACCACAAUCGGUUUUAAGACCACAAUGUUGGGAGGGUAUGUUUAUAGCACUCCAGCCAAAAAAUACAGCACUGGUAUGAUUCACCUUCUCCUGCAGGUGACCAUUGAUGGCAAGAACUACAUUGCCGAUGCUGGGUUUGGACGCUCAUAUCAGAUAUGGCAGCCUCUUGAGUUAAUUUCUGGGAAGGAUCAACCUCAGGUACCUUGCAUCUUCCGUUUGACCGAAGAGAAUGGAUUCUGGUAUCUAGACCAAAUCAGAAGAGACCAGUACAUUCCAAAUGAAGAAUUUCUUAACUCUGAUCUCAUAGAAAGCAGCAAAUACCGAAAAAUCUACUCCUUUACUCUUGAGCCUCGAACAAUUGAAGAUUUUGAGUCUAUGAAUACAUACUUGCAGACAUCUCCAGCAUCUGUAUUUACUAGCAAAUCAUUUUGUUCCUUGCAGACCCCAGAUGGGGUUCACUGUUUAGUGGGCUUCACCCUCACCUACAGGAGAUUCAAUUAUAAGGACAAUACAGAUCUGAUAGAGUUCAAGACUCUGAAUGAGGAAGAGAUAGAAAAAGCACUGAAAAAUAUUUUUAAUAUUUCCUUGGAGGGAAAGCUUGUGCCCAAACAUGGUGAUAGAUUUUUUACUAUUUAGAAUAAGGAGUAAAACAAACUUGUGUUUUUAUUACCUAGCUCACCAGUUAUCAACUGAUGACCCAUCAGUUGAUAACUGAUGAGGGUAUCUUUUGUACCCUUACAUUAUUUUAAAGAAAAUCCUAGACAUCAAAUAAUUUCACCCAUAAAAAUUUCAGCAUAUAUAAUUAAACAGCUUUUUAAAGAAACAUAACCACAAACCUUUUGAAAUAAUAAUAAUAAAGGUAUUUUAAAGAUGGCCUUUGGUUAUCUUGGCAAUCAGUGAUUUAUGCUAGAAAGCUUUUAAUGUUGGUUUAUUGUUGAAUUCCUAGAAAGGUUUUAUUGGUAGAUGAAUAAAUAGAAUACUGUGAAAAAACUUAUUGUUUAUAAAGUAUAUUAAAACACUGUUGGCUAAUAUAAUUUGAAUUAAAAUUUUUUGAAGACUUAGGAUAUUAUUGGGCUAUGUACAUCUUCCUCAAUGCUGUCUUCCUCUGAUCUUCUUUCUAGUCUCUUAAAUUACUUUACUUCCUUCCACACUUUGCCAUAAGAGAACAAACAUGAGCUUUUCUUUAUGUAGAUCUGAGCUGAAAUCUUGUGGGUGAAUUACUUUUUAGAUAUGUGGCUCUCACUCCUCAGACAUAAAAUGGGAAUGAUGAUUUUAUAGUUCAGUGCCAGAACUAAACUCCUAACAAAUAUUUGUUAUAUGGAUCAAUUAAUGUCAGUAAUGUUUUUGGUACUAGGUCAUUAUUUAGUAAAGGUUGUUUUUCUAUCUUGCUUGCUCCCC